Messenger RNA from Fusarium musae, 1344 nucleotides. RefSeq lists its product as uncharacterized. NCBI's taxonomy places the organism in Eukaryota, Fungi, Ascomycota, Sordariomycetes, Hypocreales, Nectriaceae. The record is from RefSeq and is a predicted model, not a curated record. The transcript is spliced from 5 exons. The coding region runs from base 1 to 1344 and encodes 447 amino acids.
AUGUCUGAAGAGAACCAGCUCUUUUGGAAAGCCUACGCCUCGACCGUCAAGAACAUCAUGGUCAGCGGCCCUGUUGGUGACAACACCAGAGUCUACAUCGCUGCUGCCAACACUGCUGGCAUCUCCGGUGGUAAAGACAUUCCCGCUGUCUGCACCAACUGGGGAAUCUACCAGUAUGCGGACUUUCUGCUGGAUCCCACCAACCCCAACUUCGUCGCCAGCAAAGUCUCGCGCUACUCUGAAGCGCUCAACAUGACCCUGCAGACCCUCACUCCGGGCGCUGGUGGUGACAACUCUCCUGAUGCCUGGGACAGACUCAACAAGGCUAAGGAGAGAUUGGCUAUCCUUCGCACCGAGAUGGAGGACGCCAGGAAGCAGGCUAUGCAGGACUUCAAGGACGAUGAUAAUCCUGACAAGCCUAAGUCAUUCGCUCAGUGGGCCCCUCUCAAUGCCAAUGCCUACCUGGUCGCCUUCCAAAACUGGGAGGCUGCCACGAAUGAAGUUCAAAUGAAGACUAAUGCCAUUGGCGGCGCUGGCUCUGCUCUGCUUGCCGAAGCUAUGAAGAGUGCCGCUAACGGAUCCAACACUCUCACUGAGAUUAAAGGAUUCAACAUGAAGGCUAGCUUUCAGUCAGUCACUUACGAUGCUGCUGGAAGGCCCGUCCUUCCUGACCCGCUUGAGACCCAAUAUGUCCCUCAGUACUCCAUCUCAGGCUACGCUGAGAUGCUCGAUGGCUGGAUUGGCUUCACGAACAAGAAGCCGGAUGAAUUCGGUAUCAGUCUCUCUACUGGCCAACAGUCUUCCUUCAAGGACAUCGGCUUCACUGAAGCUCAGGGUAAUGCUUCCUUCAGUCGCUUCCCCGUCUUUGACUUUUAUGCUAGUGGAGGUGGACGUGUUGAGCACUCCAACUUCGACAUGAGCUCCAAUGCAAAGGACGUCAAGGUCUCUCUCAAGAUCCAACACUACAAGACCGUUCCAUUUGAGCCUGGUUCUUGGGACGUUGACGUCAACAGCCUCAUUGCUAAGCUUGGUGCCAAGCCUCCCGCCAUGUUUCAAAAGGUCCGCCCUACGCAGAUGCUCGUCGCCCAGGGCGUCAGCAUGGAAAUCAGCUUCAGCGGUGACGCCAAGACUGCUUUUGACCAGGACUACAAGAAGACGGUUCAAGGUGGUGGUGGCAUCAGUAUUUUCGGAUUCCGCAUUGGAGCUUCUGGUUCCUCUUCUGAGGAGAAUGGGUCUCACCGCAACACUUGGGACUCGAGCGCCGGUGUUCUCACCAUCAACGCUGAGAACUCUCGCGCAUCCGCCAAUGUCCUGGCUGUCAUGGGUGAGAUUGUCAGUGCUUAG